This is a messenger RNA of Plutella xylostella (diamondback moth), 2255 nucleotides long. RefSeq lists its product as uncharacterized. The record is from RefSeq and is a predicted model, not a curated record. NCBI's taxonomy places the organism in Eukaryota, Metazoa, Arthropoda, Insecta, Lepidoptera, Plutellidae.
CGCCCGUCGUUGAGUAAAUGUUGUUAUGUUCAUCAGAUUAUCUGCCUUGAGUAGAUAACAUUUAUAAAUAAUAAUUUGCACAAUUCUAACUUCAGUGAGUUUAUUAGUUUCUCAAUAGAAAAUGUUAGAGACGGACGAAGUAGAUGAUGAUUAUUUUACCCCUUUAUCGAGUACAUCACUGGCUAACAUAUUUAGUAAACCAACUGAUCCCAGUGAGGAAAACUCUUCCUUAAAGUAUGUACCUCCAAAGCCAGCUGUAGGUCCAAAACCAGAAGAUGUUAAAAACACUGAAUGUGUUCUAGCUUGUGCUCUUUUUGCAUAUGAGUGGUAUAAUAAUGUUUACACUUCUAAAGGGAAACUUGGAUUUGCUAUCAUGAAAAUUUUAAAGACAGGUGUUAUGAAGAUUUUACUUUAUGAUUCAAAUAAAGUUACUUUAUCCUGCACAACAAUACAGCCAUCCCUGAAUGUGAAAAGAAAAGGGGACACAUAUCUCUCUUUCUAUGACAAUGCACAGAAAUAUUGGAGUGUUUGUGGCACUUCUCAAGAAAUUGAUAAAAUUGUUCAUACAUUACAAAACUGUGAUGUUACAAUCCUACAUAUGCAAGAUGAACCAAAACCCCGGGAUAUUCCAGAUAAUUUGCAAAAACAAUCAUAUCCCAUGACAAUGGAAAGUCAAGAUACUAGUAAAGGCAGUGAUACAGACUCUUCUGUGAAUAGAAAAACUAAAGCAUCAAUUCUUAGUAGAAUGGCAAGCAUGGGUCACUCUAUUUUACCUCCACAAAGACUGACAGACAGGACAAGUGACUCUUCAGAUACAAAUGAAACUGAAGAGCAUCACAAAGUACUCAGGCAUAAACCUACCAAAAGUAUUCCUAGAAAACAUCAAGAAAAAAUAUCUACAGACAGUGUAAAGUACUCUGGAGAAUCUCAAAAUAAUAUGUCAAUUACAAAGAUGGAAGCAAAGCCAGAAGACAUAUCUUAUCUUACACUAUCCAGCAACAAUCUCCUCCCACUACCAAGCACAAAUAUUAUUAGUACUAUCAGCACUCCGAAUGAUAUGUCAUUGCUAAUGUCUGAACAAAGAAUAAGCAACAGUGAAAUAAGGAUGAACAUUGGCAGACUAACUGAUAAAGUAGACAACAUUUUAGAUAAAUUGAAUGAUUUAAGAGUAAAAGAGACCUCAGCUAAUAACUGCUCCAUUGAGAUUUAUCAGAAAUUAUUAUCUGAAUAUGAAAACAAAAUAAAAUUGUAUGAAGAAGUUAUGAAAGCUAAUGGAUUAUCAGUUUUUGAUUUGAAAUCAUUAGCAACUGGUAAUGAUACAUCCAAAGGUAUAAAAUCAAAUGACCUUCAAUUGAAUACAGAAAUAGAAAAUCUCAGAGGACAAGUGAGGGAUCUUAAAAAAAGUAAUGAGAGUAAAGAUGAAGAAAUACUAGAACUAAAGAAAGAUAUUAAUCUUAUUAAUUGUAAACAAAAUGAAGUCAAUUCUUCCCUGUCUAAAACAAAUGAACAACUGAUGGCUGAGAUCAGAGAACUGAAAAUAAAGAGUGAAGAUUUGAAAAAAUGUGAAUCAGAUAAUAAAAUGGACACAAACGAAAAUAAAAAUACUGGUAAUAGAAUCAAGGGAAUCAUGAAUGAUACAUAUCAAUUGAUUGCUGCUAGUUUUGAAAACAAUGACACACCAUCAUAUUCUGGUUCACAUGUAAGAAGCACAGUAGCAGCAGUGAUCAAAAAAGUUACUUUAGAGGUUUUAAAGGAGUAGGUACCUAGGUGAUGAUGAUCACUAGGUAUGUACUAUGUCAGUAACUAAUAGUAACUAUGAUUACCAGUCUACAGUACAGUGCCAUAUUGUAUUAUAUGAUUACAUUCCAGAUAUAUCGUUUUCAGUAGCGUAAAUAGGAUCUAAUAAUACUAUGUUUAUAAAAUUAUGUAUUUCCGAAUUAAUUUGUCAUAUCAAAGAUUUCUAGACUGGCAGAAGAAACCCGAAAGACAGUCAGUUAUUGAAAAUUAUGAACUAGCAAACCGCAAACAGGUUUUAAGUGUGGAAAUAGAAAGCAGGAUCCGUAAGUUAAUAUUUUAACUGGAUGAGAGAUAAGAUAAAGUGAUUGAUAUGGCCUUUUAUAAAUAAAUAGGUACUUAUAGUCCUUAUUCUUAACUUAAAUGUAUGGUCAUUUUUAAGUUAUUAAUCCAAUUUAAAUAAAGCAAUAUCUACUAAUUUAGUUGUGUAACUUAUCUUAAAUAAAAUGUAAAUUACCGAC